Messenger RNA from Penicillium lagena, 1110 nucleotides. RefSeq names its product protein HGH1. The coding region runs from base 1 to 1110 and encodes 369 amino acids. The transcript has 5 exons. The record is from RefSeq and is a predicted model, not a curated record. Lineage: Eukaryota; Fungi; Ascomycota; Eurotiomycetes; Eurotiales; Aspergillaceae.
AUGCCGACCGAACUGGAGGAGCUGGUGGAAUUCCUCCACCACGGCAACACCCAGAUCAGACAGAUCGCCUGCGAGAACCUCGUUGGGUUUUCCACCGCUCAGCCCGACCUGUUCAAGCGACACCAGCUGCUGCCUGUGCGCGACCUGAAACUCCUGGCCCGUGACUACCCUCCGAUCGCCAAAAAUGCGUUGACCAUGCUCAUCAAUCUCGCGGGCGAUGAGGAGGUGUUGGCCAACUUGGUCGAAGAUGAGACGUUCCUGGAGACCUUGCUACUAAAAUUGACGAACGUUAAAGAGCCCAAUGCCGACGAAUUUACGAUGCUCCUGGCCAACAUGGCCAAGUCAGAUCGGCUACAGAAGUUGCUCACGCUGAAGCGCAAAGCCCCCGAGUCCGUGUCGUCGUCCGAGAAUGCCAUUGACCAGCUGAUGGAUUGCUUUGUCAAGGGCGCCGAGGGAGCCCUCAAUAAGAAUGCCACCUACGACUAUCUGUCCUACCUGUUUGCCGACCUGGCGCAAUCGGAAGCGGGCCGGGCCUAUUUUGUCACGCGCCAGGAGUACGAUGGGGUGGUUCCGGUCACCAAGCUGACGGUGUUCACCGAGCACCAAAGCGACAUUCGCCGCAAGGGCGUGGCGUCCACUAUCAAAAAUAUCUCGUUCGACGUACCCUCCCAUCCCAUGCUCUUCGCCGAAGACGAGGUCAAUCUCCUUCCAUACCUCUUGCUCCCGAUCACCGGACCCGAAGAGUUCUCGGAGGAAGACUCGAUGGAGAUGCUGCCAGAUCUGCAACUGCUGCCGCCGGACAAGAAGCGGGAUCAGGACCCCAGCAUCAUGACCACCCACCUGGAAACCCUGCUGCUGCUGACCACCACUCGAGAAGGACGUGACAAGAUGCGGGCGGUAAAGGUGUAUCCGAUUAUCCGCGAAUGCCAUCAGCAGGUCUCGGACGAGAAUUUGCAGGAGGCGUGCGACCGGCUGGUACAGGUGUUGAUGCGUGACGAGGAGGGCGAGGGUGACAAGACCGAGGGCGAGCUGGCGCAGGCGCAAGCAGCGGUCGAGGGGCAGCCACCAGCGGCGGCGGACGAGGAUGAGAAGGUGGUGGAGCUGUUUUAG